AUGCCUCCCCCAUCUACGGUCAAAAACAUCGCUCCGCCCGAACACCUCACGUCGCUUGCCGUGGCGGGCUUCGCCUCGGGGGCUCUCCGCUUCGGCACGAUCUCGCUGGCCACGCAUUUCCUACUGAACCGUCGGGUCCCGGUCUACCAGAACCUGACGGUGCAGUUCAAGGUGUUUCUGCAGAUGAGCGCGAUGAUCCUGGGAGGAUGUAUCUUCGCCGAGAGGCGGGUCACGGACUACAAUGAGUCCGUGAGGCGGCGGAACCGGGCCCUGCAGAGGUCUCAACGCGCGUGGAGUGAGGAGAGGGAAAUCAGGGAGAUGGCGGAGCAGAGGGCGCAGAUGGAGACGCUGAAGGGGGAAGGGGGGGAUUCUUGA
Molecule: messenger RNA, 375 nt
Organism: Capronia coronata CBS 617.96
Lineage: Eukaryota; Fungi; Ascomycota; Eurotiomycetes; Chaetothyriales; Herpotrichiellaceae
Exons: 1
Coding region: 1-375 (124 amino acids)
Source: RefSeq, a predicted model, not a curated record